AUGCCCGGCGGCGGCGGCGGCGAAGGCGAGCCGUGGACGGAGGGGCUCUCGUCGGAGCCCCGCGCUUCCUUGUACCACAACUUCCUCUCCAAGGAAGAAUGCGACCAUCUGAUCUCGCUGGCGAAGCCUCGCCUGAAGAAGUCGAGAGUCGUCGAUGCAGAGACCGGAGGGACCAAGGAGAGCAGCGUGCGGACAAGUUCAGGGAUGUUUCUGAAAAGAGGGCAGGACCAGGUUGUUCGUAGGAUCGAGAGAAGGAUUGCAGAUUACACAUCCAUACCCUUAGAGAAUGGAGAGGGUCUCCAAGUUCUCCACUAUCAAGUUGGGCAGAAGUUCGACCCUCACUUUGAUUACACCGAGAAUGGUUAUGUGACAAAAAAUGGAGGCCCGCGUCAAGCGACUCUUAUCAUGUAUCUGUCGGACGUCGAAGAUGGUGGCGAAACGGUGUUCCCUUCCGCGAUGGCAAAGAGCGGCUCCUCGCAUGGAGGACGUGGAAAGAGGGGUUUAUCUGUCAAACCCAAGAUGGGAGACGCACUGCUCUUCUGGAGCAUGAGGCCUGAUGGAUCCAGUGAUCCCAAAAGCCGGCAUGGGGCAAGUCCUGUGAUAAGAGGCGACAAAUGGUCAGCGACGAAGUGGAUGCACGUCCAUGAGUACAAAGUCGGCCUGAGGUGUACUGAUCAACUUUAA
Molecule: messenger RNA, 684 nt
Organism: Panicum virgatum (switchgrass)
Lineage: Eukaryota; Viridiplantae; Streptophyta; Magnoliopsida; Poales; Poaceae
Product: probable prolyl 4-hydroxylase 3
Exons: 6
Coding region: 1-684 (227 amino acids)
Biological process (GO): peptidyl-proline hydroxylation to 4-hydroxy-L-proline
Cellular component (GO): endoplasmic reticulum
Molecular function (GO): procollagen-proline 4-dioxygenase activity; iron ion binding; L-ascorbic acid binding
Source: RefSeq, a predicted model, not a curated record